Oldenlandia corymbosa var. corymbosa is the source of this 1552-nucleotide messenger RNA. The record is from the annotation of a GenBank genome assembly. NCBI's taxonomy places the organism in Eukaryota, Viridiplantae, Streptophyta, Magnoliopsida, Gentianales, Rubiaceae.
UGAGGAGGGAAAAACCUUGAAAAAAGUAUAUUAGCAUUUGUUUUUAUUUCACCAGUUCUAAUAUUACUAGACACCAGUCUUUUCGUUCAUUUUUAGUUUUUUUUUUCUUAGUUUCCUCCAGAGAAAAUAACAUUUGUUUAAUCUCUCAAAAAUUGCUCAGAAUAAUUUUCAAGACCUGAGAAUAAAAUUGCUUUCCAAUUUUUAAGAUCUAAUCAUGGUUGAUGGAGCAUAUGUACAGUUGACAAAAGAGCAAGAUUCCCUGCAGAAUAUCACUCCUGGAGAGCUGAAUCAACCUAUUGAUGUUGUGCAGUUAACAGCUCCAAAGUGCCCUCAAUGUGGUCAAGCCUUGCCAGAAAGUUACCAGCCUCCAGCAACAGAAGAUUGGACUACAGGGAUAUUUGGUUGUGCUGAAGAUCCUAAUAGUUGUUGGACUGGUUUGUUCUGCCCAUGUAUAUUGUUCGGACGCAAUGUGGAAAACUUGAGCGAAGAGAUUUCUUACACAUGUGCAUGCGUUGGGCACAUGAUAUGUGUUGAAGGAGGUAUUACCCUGGCUGCGCUGCUAGCAGCUUUCAAUGGCAUUAUUGAUCCCCAAUCUGUAGGCCUAAUAGCUGAAGGUCUUCUUUGUACUUGGUGGAUUUGUGGUGUUUAUACGGGUAUGGCUCGACAAGCGUUACAAAGAAAGUAUCAUUUGAAGGUAAGAAGCACAACUAAUUGUUUUAUGUCCAAUAUGAUGUUGAAUGGUCGUCAUACUUUCAAGUUAUCCGGCAAUUGCUCUAUUCGUCCCCAAAUUAUUAUACAGUUUGGAUUUUCAUUUCUAGUACAAACGGAAUUAAAAGUAAAAAUCCAAACUGGGCAAUAAUUUUUGUGACAGAUUGAGUAUUUAUUUAAUGGAUUCAUUAACAGAAAAAAAGUAUCACCCAAAUCCGCUGAGAAUGAAUUUUGCAGGAUUCACCAUGUGAACCUUCUCUGGUGCACCUAUGUUUGCACUGGUGUGCAAUAUGUCAAGAACACAGAGAAAUGAAGUGCCAUCUUUCUGAUGACUUCGCGAUGGAAACAACGAUUGUGAAUCCUCCACCAGUUCAAGAGAUGAUGAAUAAUCAUGAUAACAAACGGGAGUCUCCACCUUCUAAUUCUAUCUCUCAAAAUAACCAUGGACAUACAAACUUAGAGUUAGUACCAAUCUAAUGAUCUCCUCCUCUCCCAUGUUCGAUCGUAUUAUAGUUCAUUUGAGUAACUAGAAGCCAAACCUUCACAAAUUUUUGAGGCUCUUUUGGCAUAUUUAAACAACUUAAAAUCUUACGCAUGAUUGAAAUAGCACGGUGUACUAUGUAAUUGAACCUUCUGCUUUAGCAUCAUCUAUGUAAGUAUCACAAAGUAGAUUAUCAAAAGUACUAUCUUUGUCUCAAAAUACAGCCCACAUUGAGUUUUAAGAUUUGUAUUAACACCGUGAAUUAUCUUUUCUGAGAUGUAGGGAAUAGUUUAUCUUGAUAAUCUAUUUUAUUAAAUUAAAAUAAUAUCAAGUAGAUUGUUAAAUUAGAAAUGAAUAAUACAG